Sclerotinia trifoliorum is the source of this 2637-nucleotide messenger RNA. The record is from the annotation of a GenBank genome assembly. NCBI's taxonomy places the organism in Eukaryota, Fungi, Ascomycota, Leotiomycetes, Helotiales, Sclerotiniaceae.
ACACCGCUCCUUCUUUUCAAGUAAUCUGUUUUGUACUUUGAUAGCAAGAAAUUGAUCAUCAAGUAGAUCAGCCAAAUAAUCAUUACAAACAAGCAAAAACAAGCAAAAACCAUACCAAGUACACGCAUUGAAUUUCUUCCUAACCUUUGUCAUCAACAUAUGCUAAUUUGUGUAUCACAAAAUCAGAAUCCGGUUUCUCUCCAUCAAUCAAGUGGGGUCAAGAUUUAUGCGGCCGCAGCAAACAAAGUAGCUUUCUCAGAGCUGACCCGAAGAUGGAUCAUCCGACUGGCCCGAAUCAUGGACCUCAUGGAUCAUCUGGUCCUCAUGGACCGAAUGGAUCGAACAUCUUAACUCUUGGUCCAAACAACAUGCCUCUUGGUCCGAAUGGCAUACCUCUUGAUCCAAAUAACAUGCCUCUUGGUGCCAAUGGCGUACCUCUCGUCCUAGAGAGAAAGGCACCGCAGGCAUGCGUAACAUGUAAAAAACAAAAAAGAAAGUGCGAUAAAGUACUUCCAAAUUGUGGUCUCUGCUUCAGAAUGCAGCGACACUGUGAUUAUACUGAACAAACUCCUGCUCCUACGGCUGAGGAUAUCAAUGCUUUACGCAUGAAGCUUGUUGAACUUGAAGCUAAAGUGAAUGGAGGGAAUAUGCAUGCACCUUAUGCUACACCUUCGGGCCCAAUGUCUAGCAGUGGUCCUGAAUAUAUGCAACCACAUAUGCCUGCAUAUGUAGAUCCACAAGAAAGUCCGUUCAAUAAUAUACAAAAUAAGUUCCCCGUUAUGGCUGUUCUUGAUAAUGAAAUUUUCAGGAAUGAAGGGCAAGUGUAAUGUUUCCGGAAAGUCAAUUUUACUUUGCUGACCAAGUUUCAGUUUACCUGUACCUAGACCUUCGGUGAACCCGCCACCAGUAAGUUAGCAUACAUCUGACAUGCUUGUUUUACGAAACGUUUGAAAUCCCAAAUUUCUUCCUUGAAGUGUGUAAUUUUACGUGCGGAUAUGCCCUUGUAUGCGGUCAAUUCAACCUUGAAAUCUACUAAUAGUUACUGUAUAGGAAGUUAAUCAAAUGCUGGCAACUGGACUUCCCAUACCUGCUGUUAUCCUAGAAUACUUUGGCACUGUUCACCACUGUCUUCCUAUAAUAUCUCAUAAGAGGUUAGAAAGAAUGCUCACUACUUCCCCAUGGGAUAGUGGUGCGGACUUAUCUUUGCUAUUCCUUUGUAUGAAGCUCAUCACAUCCAAGCCAGUAGAUGGUCAAGAGUGUCGUCAAAACCCAAUGUACAUUGCGGCAAAACGAUUCGUUGCAUUGUUGGAAGCCUCUGGAAUGGUAUCAUUGAUUCUAUUACAAGCUAGCAUUCUUAUUACUCUUUUCGAGUAUGGACAAGCCAUAUAUCCAGCAGCAUGGAUGUCUGCUGGUUGGUGUUCUCGUUAUGCUAUUUUAUUAGGCAUCAAUGGCUUUGACACAUCUCCUCAAUUGAUCGGUCCUGUUGUAAGCAUUGUCUUCCAUUUUCAUGUUGCAUAUCUAACUAGAUUUAAUUUUCAGGAUACUUGGACUGAGCAAGAAGAACGAUAUCGGACUUGGUGGGGCGUUCUUAUACUUGAUAGGUAAAUUUGUUAUCUUGAGUCUCAUUGUCAGCAGCUAACAUAUAAUAGGAUGGUCUCCAUAGGAAGCAAAAGUCACCUCUUGACCACUCAAGAACCAAAAGAAGAAGACCCAUUGCCUGUUGAUGAUAUUGCCUGGGUAAGCUCUGGAUGUAAAGGUCUAUAAUGUCGAUCUAAUGGGGAUUUAGGAUAAUGGCGACAUGAAUCAAACGGUUCAAAGAUCUGUAUCUACUUCGCUCACUGAAUCUGUAACACCAUUUGCUCGCCUAUGCCAAGGGUCUGUGCUGUUGGGAAAUGUUCUCCGUCACCAUUAUACGGAAAAGAUUCCCUCGGAGACAGCUCGUUUUGAUAUAGCAUAUCAACUAUUCGAAAACUGUUCUGUCCUCGCUCGUGAAGUCAAUGAAGAAGCGGUCGCCUCUAGAGAUUAUCUCAUGUUAGCAACACCUCUCGCCAUUAUUUACAGCGCAAUCAUCGCUCUCCUUGAUCCCUAUUCCUGUCCCGCAGAUAGUUCAUGCAGCGCAGCAACUUCCUCCGAGAAAGGAGUCAUGAUGAAUCAAGCCAUCAAAGGUCUCCAAGAUUUCUCACAAAGCGUGGUUCAAUUUGCAGAGCGCGUUAACAGCCAAGCUCAGGCACAACAAGAUCUUGAUAAAGUUAGCCCGUUAAUAAUGGAUUCUUUGUGGGCAGCAGGUCAGCAUUAUAUGUGGGCGUGGAAAGAAAGUCGCAAUCCACAAUCACAAGAAGCGUUGGAAAUUAUCCGAAAUUGCUUAAGAAGAUUUCAAACUAGAUGGAGAAAUGCGGCUGAGUAUUUGAGGAUCUUUGAUGGUCAGGAAUUUGGACAAUUUACUUCUGCGCUUGGGAGUGCUAAACAGAUUAGUGGUAGUUAAUCUGCUUGUGCCUUUUUUGUAGCUGCCAUUUCGGUGUGGUACUUUGCACGUUGUUCUAUUGGGCUUUCUCAAGGUUAGGUUACAGGAUAUGUACAGAUUUGAUUAUAUCUACAUUGGAGCUGGGCUUAUAAAUCUAGUACUUUAUUUUCGGACCA